Molecule: messenger RNA, 1146 nt
Organism: Cladocopium goreaui
Lineage: Eukaryota; Dinophyceae; Suessiales; Symbiodiniaceae
Source: the annotation of a GenBank genome assembly
GUUUGCAUUGACCUUCACCGUGAUACCAUGGCAAUGCUUGGCAGCAAGCCACGUGGUGAUCCCCUGGUGGUCACGGAGUGGGAGGUAUCCUUCGGCCAACGGAUGGCACCUGACGUGAAUGGCGAGUGAUUUGGUCAGAAAGAUUCGCCUUGAGGAUGUGCCUGAAUUUAUCAAAUUGCAGGAUGAGUUUGUGGUGGAACAUCAUAAGUUCACGCAGAAGCUGUAUGGGAAGGUUAGUAUCGUAGACUGGCAGCACUGCCUGCUUUGUCCCGAAAGGAUCAUGAAGACGCCUGGAGGCAGAGAGAAGCAGAUCAUCGAGAUGGUGAAGCAGGAAAAUGCAGCCUUUCGAAACCUGCACGUUCUGGUGGUGGCAGAUGGAGACCCUGCAGUUCAGGUGGGCUACAUAAUGUUCCACGUCCACAAGAGCAAGAGGAGUCGCCUGGAGAAUGGACAUUCAAACCCACCUCAUGUGCAGGUGAAGCAGCUCUUUGUGCGUUCCAGCCACCGUCGUCAGGGCUUGGGAGGUCUACUGCUUGAUGGCAUGAAGAAGGUGGCUCCUGGCCCUGAGACCGAAGACUUGCGUUUGAGCGUCUUGGAUCUGAACGAGAUGGCUUUCACUUGGUAUCGUUCCCGUGGCUUCGUGCUGACUGGAGUUGUCUGGGAAUACCUCGGACCUCAAGACAAUGCACAUUUGGUCGCAUACCAGGUGAUGCAAAGACUCACCAGAAAUUCACCUGGGUCUGUGAAGAGUGAUAAAGCCAUCCUCUUCCGCUCAGAAAUUAUUGGAGAGAUCGUUAGCAUCAAGUAUCCAGAUGGAUCUGGACCGUUUUAUGUCACAAUAAGAGGGUGGCAGGAGUCUGAAAAGAUGCACAUGGUGGAUUCCAGAAAUUUAUCUUCUUGGGAUGGUGCGCCUUUCACAGACCUCAUCGACUUCAACGAAGCUUUUACAAGUGGUCGAGCCUCCUUUCACAGGGAGCUGUCUCUAGUUAUGCGGGAUGUCGAGAUGACAAAGCUACUCGCAAAAGAGGCCAAAGAGAAGCUCCUCAAUGCAGAUCUUAAGCGGAGAAAACAGGAGUCCCCCCAGGGAAAGAAACGGCGCAAAGAUCGAGCGGAGUCUUGAGCUUUGUGCAAGUUGGCACUCCUGGC